CAUGGCAGCCCCCUGUGACCAGUUUCAGUGAAGAGUGAGGAGAAAUUAAUAUUGCCAUUAACUAACCGUUGAGUCAAUCUGCUAGAUCAGAAAUUGACUGUAGAGUAUCAGAUGAAUUGCCAUACCAUUAAAGUAAAUUCCUUGAGACUUUGGGAUAAAUUUGACAUAAUCUGAAUCAACUAUUUCUAGAAGAGCUUUUGUCAGAACCACACCCCAACAUGGCCUGUUGCGGAAAGCUACAUGUUUUUGCAAGAGCAAUCUCCUUGACUCGUUCAAACAUCAUACAAAACUCCUGGGGAGUGAGUGUUUUGUCACCUGCACAAAGAAGACAUAGCACUUCAGCUCCAGCAACUCCUGAAAUUUCAAAACAAAGGAAAGAUGCAGCUGCAAACCAGAAAGAUUUUUUUGUUGAUGGUGAUGUCAAAGAAAAGAGAACAUUGAGACGGAAACUGGAAAAGUUAGCUCUCUCCCCAGAUGCAGAUCUCAGUCAAUCUAGCAUUGUUGCUGCUAGGGUAAGGAGAAAGCUUCAGGCACAUAUGAAGGCACAAAAACCAAUUGAAGAGAAGGAAGACAUUCCAAAGAAAAGAACAGAUCUGAGAUAUCAGACUCGUGACCUGGGUAGACUGAGUGGUGAAGUGGUUGCAAAGAUAUUAAGGGAUAGAGUCAUCUUUGAUAAAGGUGACAUCAUCGCUUUGGAUAAACCCUAUGGGCUGCCUGUACAUGGUGGGCCUGGAAUGAAACACAGCAUAGAUAGUCUCCUACCCCAGCUGGCUUGGACACUUAAUAACAAAGGAGGUGGUAAUACUGAAGAGCUUCAUUUGAUUCACAGGCUGGACAAGGAGACUACAGGUGUGAUGCUGCUGGCUAGGAAUGAGAGAACAGCUAGGGUACUCCAUGAGAUGUUCAGGAAGAGACAGAUUAUCAAACGAUACUUGGUCAUCACUGUUGGUAUACCCAGUCCCAAGGAAGGGAUCCUGGACAUGCCUAUGAUAGAGAAAGAGAUCGACGGCAAACACAGGAUGGUCAUCAAACCAGACAUGGCUGAUCUGUAUCCUGAUACCAUCGGGAUGAGAUCCGGGAGGAAGAGCAGGGAUAGUAAAGAGGCAAUCACCAGGUACAAGGUGCUGAGUGAACGUGGUAACUGUGCCCUAGUCCAACUGGAGCCCGAGACAGGAGUCAAGCAUCAAAUCAGAGUUCACCUUGCCCAAGGGUUAGGUUGCCCUAUCCUUGGUGAUCACAAGUAUUCCCAUCAUGACAGACUAGCCCCUCAGAAACUGACGGCUGGUAUACUACACUCUCUGGGUAUCACCCAACCCAAAGCUAGGACCGUUCCAAUGCACCUCCAUGCUAGACAGCUUGUCAUACCGGAGACCUUUGAUCAACAGAACUACUUCAUAUCAACCAAGGUGCCAUGGUUCUUCAGUGACAAUAUGAAGAAAUUAAAACUCAAGUACGAUCCAUAAAAGAUGGAAAUAUCUGCAGAAUGUUCUCUCAUCGAUUUGAUUUUCCUGGGGGGUGUUUCAAAAAGAUCUUAAGUCGAACUGAACUCUUAGUUGUACUUUAAAAUUAUGGAGAGCCAUUUGUAGCCUUAAGAUAGAUAUAUUUAAAAGCAAAAAUUCAACUAUUUUAGACUUUUCAUGAAUUCCACAUUUCCACAUC
Molecule: messenger RNA, 1659 nt
Organism: Strongylocentrotus purpuratus (purple sea urchin)
Lineage: Eukaryota; Metazoa; Echinodermata; Echinoidea; Camarodonta; Strongylocentrotidae
Gene: rpusd4
Product: mitochondrial RNA pseudouridine synthase Rpusd4
Exons: 8
Coding region: 219-1463 (414 amino acids)
Biological process (GO): pseudouridine synthesis
Molecular function (GO): pseudouridine synthase activity; RNA binding
Source: RefSeq, a predicted model, not a curated record